This is a messenger RNA of Lachancea lanzarotensis, 1080 nucleotides long. Its product is annotated as LALA0S02e09912g1_1. The transcript has a single exon. NCBI's taxonomy places the organism in Eukaryota, Fungi, Ascomycota, Saccharomycetes, Saccharomycetales, Saccharomycetaceae. The coding region runs from base 1 to 1080 and encodes 359 amino acids. The record is from RefSeq and is a predicted model, not a curated record.
AUGAAUCAACUAGGUAAAGAAAGCGACGUCGAGAGCAGAACAGAUCCUGCUGUAGUGGGUAUUUCAGAAGUCGCAGAUGUGGGAAAUGUGGACCCAAUGGCAAAAAUCGACCCCGAAGUAGGUGAUGCAGAUUUGGAACCAUCCGUGCGAUUUUGGGAUCAGCAGAUUCUUCUUCAACACUUGAACACGAUAAGAGACCUUAAGACUGCUCAAUUGCAAAUAAAUGCAGCCAUCAAUGAAUUGAUGGAAGAAAUGGACUAUAAAUCAGCGGACAAUGAUAAAAAAUAUAAGUUCAAAUGGAGCACAGCUUCAACUUACAAUCUUCUGAAGUAUUGUUACGAAAUUGGGCCCUUUUACGGGUUUGAAAACUGCAAUGACCCUUCUUUACGGAAGCUGGAACAAAGCAGUUUCAUUUCGCUAAAAUGGGGUUGUGUGUGGUACGACGUCUUGAGAUCCUUGGACUUUCCAUCGCAGAUAGUCCCCACCGAAUUACAGUGCAAGACGCGUUUCAAAUACCUGCUAGAACAGGCCCAUUCGCGUCUCUUCAUUGGUGACAUCAAAAAACCGUUUGUUCUCACUGGGGUUCCAAGGGUCGAUUCUAUUCUGGAAAAAGUGACAAAACUGAAAUACGAAGCCGAGGAGCGCAAAACUUUGUUGCAGAAGUUCGAAGGACAGCGUGCCAAACGUAGCGUCAGCGACAUGAUUGGCGAUACAAUUGAUUCCAGCCUCGCAAGUGUGGAACCUGAAUUAGCAGAUCUCAGUCGCAUUGGAGCAGAUGCCAUUAACCCAACCAAGCGGAGAAUCGACAUUGCAGCCGCUGUGCGGGUUGCGAAUGAAGACUUCCGCGAUAAACAAUUGGCUCUGCAACAGGAGCACAUUGCGGUCGAACACGAACACCUGGCUUUGGCACGUCAAAAGGAGCAGCGGGAAGCCACUGAUUCCAACGUGAAACGCGUAACGUCUAUCCUUGGGAUCUUGGGUUACGCUCACGAUCUCGAUAACGAGCAACUCAGAAUCAAAGACACUCUCCUAAAUGUUCUACAAGAUGCCCUCCACGAUUUGCAAACCUCUAUACAUUGA